Nematostella vectensis (starlet sea anemone) is the source of this 3736-nucleotide messenger RNA. Its product is annotated as protein ABHD15. The transcript has 3 exons. Bases 2254 to 3465 code for a protein of 403 amino acids. The record is from RefSeq and is a predicted model, not a curated record. Gene Ontology annotation, molecular function: monoacylglycerol lipase activity; short-chain carboxylesterase activity. NCBI's taxonomy places the organism in Eukaryota, Metazoa, Cnidaria, Anthozoa, Actiniaria, Edwardsiidae.
UGCUAUAGUGAGCUUGCUUUAUACCACAUUAAUCUUAGCUGUCAGCGUACUAGACCGUGUCCUUUCAUGCAAACAGCCAACAUCCCGCAGAGAACGCUUCUAGAAAUUAACAAAAUUUCGCUGUUGCGGACAACGCAUCGAUAGUUCUUAAUUAUGUGAGCCGAGGUUAUCAGUGAAUCUCAACAAACCGCUUUCUCCUGGCAUUCGCCAUUCAAACGGAAUACUUUUGAUGCUUUCUGAUUGGUCAGCGUCUUGCCCAAAGGUAGGGUGAUUGAAAACCAUUUCAGUGCUGGCCAAUGGAAAUGCUUCAAGGACUUUGAAUGACAGAAGAAUACAUGAAACUGCAGCACAGUAAUAUUGCGCACAAAGUCAACUGUUGCCAAAAAUACAAAUGCGCAGUGAUAAACAGAAACAGAUGUUGCACGAGAACUUUGAUGCGAUUUCCCUGAAAUUGCCAAAUUCAAAAUUUAAUCUUUAAUUUCAUUUAUACGAUUUCCAUAACCAUGAUGGUGCAUAAAGGAAAAAAGGUAACUGCUCGCGUUUCGGGAUAAUUUCUGAAGUCAUACUGUUGUUAUGAUGCCUAGUUAGACUCUUGUUUACUUCCUAGCCAAUCUUUAUUGAACCAGACUAUGAAGCCAGACUAUGAAGCCCUUAAUAACUAAAACACUAAAAUGCUGCCACCAAUGGGAAAAGAUAAAAAAGUGAAUAGAGUGUGAAAGCGAUGAAUACAAAAAGAGAAUUAAAGAGUAAAAUCAUAAAAAAGAAUGAUAAAAUAUUCUGUCUGACGAGCCUCCGCCAUCAAAAGAACUUCAAUGACAAUCCGAAGUUCUUUUGACAAAAUAAGGAAGUGAGAAACAACAACCACCUAUACCUCCUGUGAGAAAACCCAUCAGAGCAAUACUUUGUAUCAUUUUAAAGCUUACGAGCUUAAAAGCCAUGAUUACGGCUGAACUGAGACGUUGCUACGUCUAGAACAACUAGAAAAAAUAAUAACUAAGAAAGGCACAAUGCAUGUCGACUGGGGAGACGAUUGGGUCGCUUGGAAUUGUUUGGAAAUGUUAUUUAUACGGCAACUCUUUUAUGCGCUGAGUUGUGGGGGGCGCAAUGCGUGAAAGCUGGCCAUAACAGUUGACAACAAAAGCAUCUGUAUUUCAAUUGGCUUGUUAUACUGGCGUAAAACAAGCUUAGCGACCGCUAAUCGCUCUCGGGCUAUCGAAGAAGACACUUUGACUCCACGUCGCUAUCUUUCCGGCUCUUUAAAAGCUUCAACGAAAGAUGUCCUCAAACUUUUCCGGCUUCUUUGUGAAGAGAGUAUCUCAACCGCAAUUUGAUGUUUUAAAUGUGUGCUUUAGGUGCUGUCCAUUUAGUCAAGCAGAAUUUAACAAACUGUUCUCUUUCACUUCCGCUUGCGUAUCUUCCGGGCUUAACGAAAGAGUUGCCCGUACGUGCUCACCAGGGAGAGUGUAUAAAAGGCAUUUGCGCAUGCGCAUCACAUGCCAAUGCAGAUGUCCCAAGAAACCGAGCUCUGGAAAAGAGCGGAAGUACUCAACAAGAACUCUUCCUUGCCAGGCUAGAGCCUAGAUUUAAAAUAGCGCUUUUAAAAACUAACCACGCUUGCACAGUGAACAAAAUUUACAUCUAUAAGUCUAUAACGUGUAUCCGUAAAGUGAAAGCAAACAAACGACAACAAUUAGCAUUUUGACGUUCAUGUCCGCAGUCCACUUAUCUACGUCUUAUUUCUACUGGUAAAUCAUUUGAUAAGAUCAUCCGUAGGGCCCUCGAAUGGUGGGGCUUCUCUGUGUUUUAACUAAAGCGCAAACAAACAAAGGCGAUUUUAAUGACAAAGAUGAAUGGGCGAGCAAACAUGAUUGGCGUUAGCCGACGAAAACCAAUUUCCAUUUUGGGGCAACUCGUCAGCUGUCUUUCAUAAGUUUGAUAUUCUUUACAUUAUCGCCACGCGGGAAAAAUGUUUCCAUAGCAAGCUUGAACAGCGUUUUCUCUUUCAUUUUUAGGAGAAAUUUAGAGCGGUUAUUGCAGAGCUCAGCCGCAAACUUGGUCAGCCCUGUGAGGUUUAUCCAAAGCUUCAAACCAGAUGGUUGUUGAUGUCGAAUGACGGGUAAACAAAUAGUACUCAGCAUCGUAUGUUUUGUUCCAACCAGAUAAACACAACACUAAUGUGACGUAAGAGGGGAAAGAUCUAUUAUUGUAACGAACUUCAACGAACGAAACAGCGUUUCAGAAAAGCCUAAUUUCAUGAACGGUCAAUCAAGAGAAGGAGGUUUCGAGAAGAUGGUUGGUUUGCCCGCGGUUUUAGCAGUUGUUGUCGUCUUCUGGGUCGGCCUUCUGUUUUAUCAAAGAAAACGUAAAUUUACAAACACUCUAUACUUCAAAAAAUCGCGUCUUAAUGUUCUACUUGUGAAGAAAUGCCAAACGCUCACUAAACCAUUCACGCCGACUUUUUGGGCUAGCGGUAACCGUCUACAGACUUUUCUACCGUGGAUUCUACCGCAAGCUGAGGUCGAAUUUACGCGGGAAUAUCUACAAAUGGCGGACAAGGGAAUCAUCGCACUGGACUGGAUGACUGUCAAUGAUAAUAGCCUACUUAAAGUCAGUCCUGUUAUGUUACUCAUCCCAGCACUAACACAAACAGCAGUGGAUCUGUCGUCCGCGUGUACAAUGGCGCUUGAGCGAAAAUUUCGCCCGGUCGUGUUUAAUCGCAGAGGUCACAGCUUAACUCCAUUAACCACAAGGCGACUGCAGGCGUUCGCUGAGGGUGGGGAUCUCGAGGAAGCCGUGACGUUCAUUCAUCGCAUGUUCCCGUACGCGGAGAUCUUCGCGGUCGCCUACUCGACGGGGUCCGACCUUUUGAUAUCGUAUCUAGGAGAAGUAGGGUCAACUACCAACGUCACAGCUGCUGUUUGCAUCUCGCCUAGUUACGACACAGAGGGGUACUUUAGAGGGAAGUUUUUCGAGCCGUACAACACGAUAGUUAUCCGUGAACUCAAGAUGCUUGUUCGGCAACAUUCCUCCUUGUGGGAGGCUAUAAACUACGAUAACGCUAUGAAGAGCGAGACGGUCAAGGACUUUGAAGAAAGAGUUCAUGUGCGCUUGAAUCCUCAGUACUACUCAACGGAUGAGUAUUGGCGAUUAAACAACCCGAUGCGUAACGUUGCCAAUGUUAGCAUUCCAGUUCUGUGUGUGAGCGCGAUAGAUGAUCCGGUCAUUCCAAAAGAGAUAAUUCCAUUUAGCCUUUUCAAAACUUCGUCUAAUUUUAUUCUCGUCGCUCCAGAGAAUGGAGGUCACUGUGGCUUUUUAGAAAACGCUUUGCCCGUGUAUUGGGGUGACAGACUUGCAUGCGACUUCCUCGAGACAAUACAGGACCAGGGGGUCCCCAAAGGAAAAUCUGACAAUCAUUUAAGCCCUUUAGACAUCCAGGGCCCCAGAAACAGAAGCUAUACGACAUAGCACACGGCCUAGGGACCGACCAGAAGCUAUACGACAUAGCACACGGCUAAGGGACCGACCAUUAGAAACCUGAAAUGGAUAAACUUCUUUUUCCCUACUCAAAAUAACCCGCCGGUUAGGUUUCUCUUUUUUUCUCAUGAACUCGAUUGUGGUUUGCUAAAUCGUUUUUUUUGUUUUGUUACUGAUUCGUCAGAUAUCGAGUGGUCGGCACCUAUAUUUAAUAAAUGGGAUAGAACGGUGAAUGUUGCCGGAAUAAACCAAAUCUCUCGGG